AUGCUCCGCGGCCAGGCCCUCCCCUGGAGAGCUGCGCUCCACCAGACACCGCGUCCAUUAAUUGUUCGGCCUUUGCUCGCAUCUCCGAGAUACAAUGCUAGUGCUCGGUCGAUUCUAAUCUCCUCGCGCCUCUCCCGCUCUCUCCCUCCCUCUCAGAAACCCCCACCCGGAGACGAAAAGGAAGCUUCGGAUCAGAAAGAGCAGAAGGAAAAGAACGAAGAGAAGGAUAUUGACCGUACUACUGAGCCUCGACGAAGAGUAGUUGAUCAGUCAGGGAAGCAUGGCUCCUCAACAGAAUCCGGAGCUCCGACAGUGGGAUCUACAAAACGGAGAGAGAAACAGGCCGCGGACAAAGAACAGCAGGCAUUGGAGGAUGAAAAGAAGGACAAUAACGUAGCUGAAGGCAGAGGUAACUCCAACGAGUCACCGUCUCCUAUUCCUGUCAAUGGCGGCUCGUCGGAUUCCAAGCCUAGUGGCGCAAACAACGGAGGUAAUGAAGAUGGGGGGAAGAAGGGUAAGAAGGGCUCUGGUGAAAAGGCUUUGCAAAAGCCUUCCGUUCCAGACAUAUACCCCCAGGUUAUGGCCAUCCCCAUCGCGAAGCGCCCGCUAUUCCCGGGAUUUUACAAAGCUAUCACUAUCCGAGACCCGAACGUGGCAAUGGCUAUUCAGGACAUGAUGAAGCGAGGACAGCCUUAUGUCGGAGCUUUCUUAUUCAAGGAUGAGAACGCUGAUGGCGACGUAAUCGAAAAUCUUGACGACGUGUACGACGUUGGGGUGUUCGCUCAGAUUACCGCUGCCUAUCCCCUUCGUGGAGAAUCUAGUGGUGUGACAGCUGUGCUUUAUCCUCAUCGCCGCAUCAAGGUCUCCUCCCUGUUGCCACCAAACGACUCGACAAAGUCUCCAGCAGCGGAAGAUAAGCCAGUCGAAAAGCGGGGGGAUGUUGUAGCCAGCUUUGAAGAGGGGACUCAAGAACUCGCACCCAAGGAUCACUACGAACCUACAUCAUUCUUACGGAAGUAUCCAGUCAGCUUGGUCAAUGUAGAGAACCUGGCAGAAGAGCCUUAUGAUAAGAAGAGCGCCCUUAUUCGUGCAGUGACAAGUGAGAUUGUCAAUGUCUGCAAGGAAAUUGCUGGUCUGAAUCCCCUUUUCCGUGACCAAAUUUCUGCAUUUUACACCGAUCAGUUCCCUGGAAACUUGAGCGAUGAGCCAGCUAAAUUGGCCGAUUUUGCAGCUGCUGUUUCUGCGGGCGAACUGCAUGAGAUGCAAGAGGUCCUUGAGAUAAUGAACAUUGAGGAGAGACUUCCCAAGGCAUUGGUUGUACUGAAGAAGGAGUUAAUGAACGCGCAACUUCAGUCGAAGAUUUCAAAGGAUGUGGAGGCUAAAAUCCAGAAGCGACAGCGCGAGUACUGGUUAAUGGAGCAGAUGAAGGGUAUUAAGAGGGAGUUGGGUAUUGAAUCCGAUGGUAAGGAUAAGCUUGUUGAAAAAUUUAAAGAGAAAGCGGAGAAGCUUGCCAUGCCAGAGGCUGUUAAGAAAGUAUUCGACGAGGAAAUCAAUAAAUUGGCGCACUUGGAACCAGCUGCUUCCGAAUUCAACGUCACUCGCAACUAUCUCGACUGGUUGACUCAGAUUCCUUGGGGCCAGAAGAGCGUCGAGAACUUCGGUAUUCAGCACGCCACAAGUGUUCUGGAUGAAGAUCACUAUGGCUUGAAGGAUGUUAAGGACCGUAUUCUUGAGUUCAUCGCUGUCGGAAAGCUUCGCGGGACAGUGGAAGGAAAGAUUCUCUGCCUUGUGGGACCGCCCGGUGUUGGAAAGACCAGUAUUGGAAAGUCAAUUGCCCGGGCUCUGAACAGGCAAUACUACCGCUUUUCUGUUGGAGGCUUGACAGAUGUUGCAGAAAUCAAGGGUCAUCGCAGGACCUAUGUUGGUGCCCUCCCCGGACGCAUCAUCCAAGCUCUCAAGAAGUGUCAGACGGAAAACCCUCUGAUUUUGAUUGACGAAAUAGACAAGAUUGGACGUGGCCACCAAGGAGACCCAUCUUCUGCACUCCUCGAACUUCUCGACCCAGAACAGAACUCCUCCUUUUUGGACCACUACAUGGAUGUUCCUGUGGACUUGUCUAAGGUUCUCUUUGUUUGCACGGCUAAUGUCACCGAUACAAUUCCCCGUCCUUUACUGGAUCGAAUGGAGCUUAUUGAGCUUUCGGGAUAUGUUGCGGAUGAGAAGAUGGCUAUCGCUCAGCGCUACCUUGCUCCUGCUGCUAGGGAAUUGACGGGCCUGAAGGAAGUCGACGUAACCCUGAAAGAGGAAGCUAUUGAGGAGCUCAUCAAGUCUUACUGCCGUGAAAGUGGUGUCCGGAACCUCAAGAAGCAAAUUGAGAAAGUUUAUCGAAAGGCCGCGUUCAAGAUCGUCCGUGAUCUUGGAGAGGACGUGCUCGCUGAGGACAAGGCUCUUACCGAUGAGGGAAAGGCUGCACAAGAGGAGUCGAAGAAAGAAGGCGAGUCUGGUGACUCUAUUCACUCCUCUGCCGAAGCAACAACUGAAACACCUCGUGUUGCUCUGAAAGUUCCUGAGAGUGUGCAGCUUAGCAUCGGCAAGGACAGCUUGACCGACUACGUUGGACCUCCGGUUUUCACCUCUGACAGACUGUAUGAGACCUUCCCAGCCGGUGUUACAAUGGGCCUUGCUUGGACUAGCAUGGGAGGCGCUGCUUUGUAUGUCGAAUCGAUCUUGGAGAACGCUCUGACUCCCGAGUCCCGACCGGGUAUCGAGAUUACCGGCAACCUGCAAAAUGUGAUGAAAGAAUCUUCCCAAAUUGCGUACUCCUUUGCCAAGUCGGUGCUGGCUAAGCAGUUCCCCGAGAACAAAUUCUUUGAGAAGGCAAGGCUUCACAUGCAUUGUCCGGAGGGUGCUGUACCGAAGGAUGGUCCGUCUGCUGGUAUUACAAUGGCAUCAUCUUUGCUAUCCUUAGCGCUGGACCAUUCUCUUGCCCCAACAAUUGCCAUGACUGGAGAACUGACGGUGACUGGCAAAGUCUUGCGUAUCGGUGGUUUGCGUGAGAAGACCGUUGCUGCUCGUCGUGCUGGUGCCACGAAUAUCAUCUUCCCUGCGGACAAUAUGUCAGAUUGGCUGGAGCUACCUGAGAACAUCAAAGAAGGCAUCGAAGGCCAUCCUGUGGGCUGGUAUUCGGAGGUGUUUGACUUACUUUUUACCGGUCUAGACAAGAACGCAGCCAACCACGUCUGGCAGAAGCAGCUCGCGAAGACGUCCGAAGACAAGUCGACUAAAGACCAUGAGGACGAUGACUGA
This is a messenger RNA of Aspergillus alliaceus, 3306 nucleotides long. RefSeq names its product endopeptidase La. Lineage: Eukaryota; Fungi; Ascomycota; Eurotiomycetes; Eurotiales; Aspergillaceae. Gene Ontology annotation, molecular function: ATP hydrolysis activity; serine-type endopeptidase activity; single-stranded DNA binding. The transcript is spliced from 4 exons. The record is from RefSeq and is a predicted model, not a curated record. Gene Ontology annotation, cellular component: mitochondrial matrix. Gene Ontology annotation, biological process: protein quality control for misfolded or incompletely synthesized proteins; protein catabolic process; mitochondrion organization. The coding region runs from base 1 to 3306 and encodes 1101 amino acids.